CAGCUACAGUUUGUGCUUCUCGGGACCACCAGCUGACAGCCAUUUCAGAAGUCAAUGGGUGCGAGAUGUCUACCUUCGCGGGGGUGUUGAAACCACCCCUAGGAGAAGGCUUGAACAACUACCCUGUCCUGCCCCCCAUCCCAAACACACCUGUCCAGGACGGCGCUAUGGGGCUGAGUGGUGCGGAGGAGCGGAUGACAGUACAGAGGAAACUCCUGCGCCACAGGAGAAGUAAAAAGCAGCAACAUCAGUUGCAUAAGAUAGUUGUUUCUAGUGCAAUACAGGCCUACAAACGUGCAAAGGAUAUGACACCUACUAGGGCUCCCCUGUCACCCGAGCCUGAGUUUCCUCCUUCAAUGAGCAGCAAAGAUAGAAAGAGAAGAUUGAACUACAUGUUCUUAAAGCAGUGUGUGGAGGGCAGUCCUAUUGUGCCUAUCCAGCAGCAGUGGCUGGAUGCCAUGUUGACCCGUGUUCCACUGCAGCUUAGAGAGGGCCCAGGGAGAGAUGAGCUGCUGCAGGAACUCUGCAGGGAGGUCAGCGACAACUUCCUCAGCGGAAUGGUCAAACACACAGUAAAUUAUGUGCUGGAAAAGCCACAAACAAAGGGUACAGUAACAACAAUACAGAGAAGUCCAUCAGCAAAGGUUCUUGAUUUCUCCAGACCCUGGCAAGACAGUUUUGUUAGGAGUCGCAAGGAGAUCAAGGACAAUUUGCACAUUCUUCACCCAGUAAUGCGCAUCAUUUUAGAUAUGGGAUACAUAACAUUCUCCCACCUUCUCUUAGUGGACCUCUCUGACUGCAGGUCCACAGGCCCUGUAGACUGUGAGAGUCUGAAGAAUAAAGUGGUUGUUGAGUGUGAGAAAAUAGAGGAGAGAGUCAGGAACACCUGGUUCCCCAAAGUCAUCCACCUGCUGACCAGUAAGGACACUCUACAGGGGGUCAGGCCUGAGAAAUUGGACUCCUUUUACAACUGUGUCUCUACUCUCAUCUCCAACCAGCUGAGAUCCUUGGUUGAGAGAAGUGUUGAAGAGUUUGUCAGCUUAUUUGAUCUUUGCAACAACCAUCGUUUGCCUUUAUUUCGCAUGGAUCUAACAUUUGAUGAUGAGAAGAUGGAAUUCUAUCCCAGCUUCCAGGAUCUUGAAGAGGCUGUUUUACAAAUUCUUAAACAAAUUACUCUCACCAUGCAGAAGGUGCAAACUGUCCAGUCAUGGCUAGGUGAGGCUAACCAGUCUUUUGUGGAUGCCAAACUGGCAGACCAUGUCCUGGUAUGGGCACAGACCACUGUGAGGACUGCUGUGAGGAAGAACCUAGAGGAACCUAAUGAACACUUUCAGAGUUAUGUUAAACACUAUGACUGGCUGGUCAAUGGAACAGCACAGGCCCAAGUGGAGGACUUCAUGAAGGAAAACCAUUCUUUUGAUGAAUACACUAAGCAAGUGGAGCAGUUCCGUGUUCUAUCCAAACAGAUUGUAAGCCUCCCAGCGAUUGCCCACUUUGCCAUGGUCCGUCUGGACUGUGAGGAGCUGAAGCAGGGACUGGCUAAGAAGGCCAAGACUUUUGCUGAGAUCCUUGUGGAGCAACUAAUCACUAGCCACCGCGAGCACAGUCUACAGAUCUGCCAAGAGUUUGAGACCAUCAAAGAGAAAGCCCUCAAGGUUCCAGAGACCACUGAGGACAUGACAGAGAUGAUAGCUUACAUCAGUCACAUUAAGACAAAGGGAAUUCAGGAGCUUAAUGCAAAAAUAAUGGAGACCCACCAUAGACUUAACUACCUGUUGGACGUUCACAUAUUUGAUCAAGAGGAUCUGCAGUUAAACUCGACAGUUCUUCUCUGCCCAUAUAAUAUCGACCCAGUGUUUGAGCUCAAUGAUGAGGUGAUGGGCAAGGCCAAGCUAAAGGGAGAGCAAGAGUUGCUUGGUCGAAGGGAGAAGUUAAUGCUGGAGCUUGAUAAGUUGGGGAGAAGGAUGGAGGAGUUUGCAGAGUGCUCUGAGUUAGACAUGAUGCAGCAGUAUGUAACAGAUGUGAGAACAGUCCAGAAGCGUCUCCAGGACGCUGAGGAGGCUAUAGUCUUCAUCAACAAAGAAGAAAACUUGUACAAAUGGGACCAAACAUUUUAUCCUGGAGUGGAGGUUAUCAAGGAGAGCAUCGAACCUUACCAGAAGCUGUUUGCACUGGUGCUGAAGUGGCAACGCACUGAGAAGAGAUGGAUCGACGGCUCCUUCCUGGACCUGAAUGGAGAGAGCAUGGAAGUAGAGGUUGAUGAGUUCUUCAGGGAGAUCUUCAAGAUGCUUAAGUUCUUCCAGCAGAAGCAGAAGAAAGCCGAACAGGAGAGAGACAAGAUGGCAGGAGUGGCUAAGAAGAAGCCUGCGGAGGAGGCCGCAGGGAAACAGGAGAGCCCUACAGCACUCAUCUGUUCCAGGGUUAUGGAGCAAGUUAAGGACUUCAGGGAGCACAUCCCUAUGGUGUCCAUCCUGUGUAACCCAGGUGUUAGGUCUCGCCAUUGGGAACAGAUGUCUACAAUAGUGGACUAUGACCUCACUCCUGACUCCGGCACUACUCUACGGAAAGUUCUCAAACAGAACCUGGCCCCUUACUUGACGCAGUUUGAGGCCAUCAGUGCUUCUGCCAGCAAGGAGUUUUCCUUGGAGAAAGCCAUGCAGACCAUGGUGGAGAUGUGGGAAGGAAUCUCCUUCCACUACCACCCCUACAGAGAGUCUGGAGUCUCUAUCCUCACAGCUGUGGAUGAGAUCCAGACCAUGCUGGACGACCAGAUUGUCAAGACCCAGACCAUGAGGAGCUCACCUUUCAUCAAGCCCUUCGAGAACGAGAUCAAGUCUUGGGAGGAGCGUCUGAUACGUAUCCAGGAGACCAUAGAUGAGUGGCUGAAGGUGCAGGCUCAGUGGCUCUAUCUGGAGCCCAUCUUCUCCUCUGAGGACAUCAUGCAGCAGAUGCCCGAGGAGGGACGUCUCUUCCAGACUGUUGACAAGCUGUGGAAGGAGGUCAUGAGGCACUGUGUCAAGGACCCCAAGGUCCUGCCUGCCACCUCUCUACCAGGCUUGCUUGAAAGACUGCAAGAUUCCAACAACCUUCUGGACAAGAUCUUGAAGGGACUCAAUGCUUAUCUGGAAAAGAAACGUCUCUUCUUCCCUCGGUUCUUCUUCCUGUCUAAUGAUGAGAUGCUGGAGAUCCUGUCUGAGACCAAGGAUCCCCUGCGUGUGCAGCCCCACCUGAAGAAGUGCUUUGAAGGCAUUGCCAAGCUGGACUUCCUUCCCAACCUGGAAAUUCAGGCCAUGUACAGCAGUGAGGGCGAGCGUGUGCAGCUCAUCCAGCUCAUCUCGACGUCCGAGGCCCGGGGCGCCGUGGAGAAGUGGCUGGUGCAGGUGGAGGAUGUGAUGCUGCGCAGUGUCAGGGAUGUGGUGGCCCGCUCCAGAGUGGCCUAUGGUGAGACACCCCGUAAACAGUGGGUGAAGGAGUGGCCUGGCCAGGUGGUGCUCUGCACCUCCCAGAUCUUCUGGACCCUGGAGGUUCAUGAGGCCAUCAGUGGAGGAAAGGAGGGGCUGAAGAAUUACUAUGAACAGCUGCAGUCUCAGCUUAAAGACAUUGUGGAGCUGGUAAGAGGAAAACUGCCGAAGCAGACCCGCACCACGCUGGGGGCUUUGGUAACCAUUGACGUGCAUGCCAGAGAUGUGGUCAUGGACCUGAUAAACAAAGGUGUGUCUCAGGAUACAGACUUCCAGUGGUUGUCCCAGCUCAGGUACUAUUGGCACAAUGAGAAUGUGCGUGUUCGCAUCAUCAACUGUGACGUCAAGUAUGCCUAUGAGUACCUGGGCAACUCCCCCAGGCUGGUUAUCACACCACUGACGGACAGAUGCUACCGCACCCUGAUUGGGGCCUUCUACCUGAGCCUGGGGGGAGCCCCUGAGGGUCCGGCCGGAACAGGGAAAACUGAGACCACCAAAGACUUGGCCAAAGCUCUUGCUGUGCAGUGUGUGGUUUUCAACUGCUCUGAUGGCCUGGACUACCUGGCUAUGGGGAAGUUCUUUAAAGGCCUGGCUUCAUCUGGAGCGUGGGCGUGCUUCGACGAGUUCAACCGGAUUGAGCUGGAGGUGUUGUCCGUGGUGGCCCAGCAGGUCCUGUGCAUCCAAAGAGCCAUUGAGUUGAAGAUGGAGUACUUUGACUUUGAGGGAACCAUGCUGAAGCUCAACCCCAACUGCUUUGUCUCCAUCACCAUGAACCCAGGAUAUGCUGGUCGAUCAGAACUCCCUGACAACCUAAAGGUGUUGUUCAGAACAGUAGCCAUGAUGGUGCCGAACUACGCGCUGAUAGCAGAGAUCUCCCUUUACUCCUAUGGCUUCCUGAAUGCCAAGCCCCUGUCAGUCAAGAUAGUGAUGACCUACAGGCUGUGCUCAGAGCAGCUCUCCUCCCAGUUCCACUAUGACUAUGGCAUGAGGGCUGUCAAAGCUGUGCUGGUUGCGGCGGGAAACCUCAAGCUAAAGUUCCCCAAUGAGAAUGAAGAUAUACUGCUCCUAAGGUCCAUCAAGGAUGUGAAUGAGCCCAAGUUCCUCUCUCAUGAUAUUCCGCUGUUCAAUGGCAUAACCAGUGAUCUCUUUCCUGGCAUCUCGCUCCCUGUGGCGGACUACAAGCUGUUUCUGGAGUGUGCUGAGGAGUGCAGUAAGAUUCACAACGUUCAGCCAGUCCAGGUCUUCCUGGAGAAGAUCAUCCAGACCUAUGAAAUGAUGAUUGUCCGCCAUGGGUUCAUGCUGGUGGGAGAGCCCUUUGCUGGGAAGACCAAAGUGCUGCAUGUGCUGGCUGACACCCUGUGUCUGAUGAAUGACAAGGGCUUUAAUGAGGAGGAGAAAGUGUACUUCCGGACAGUCAACCCCAAGUCUAUAACCAUGGGACAGCUCUUUGGCCAGUUUGACCCUGUCUCCCAUGAGUGGGCUGACGGGAUUGUGGCCAACACCUUUCGAGAGUUUGCCUCUGCGGAGUCCCCAGAGCGGAAGUGGGUGGUGUUUGACGGCCCUAUAGACACACUGUGGAUCGAGAGCAUGAACACUGUGCUUGACGACAACAAAAAGCUGUGCUUGAUGAGUGGAGAGAUCAUCCAGAUGUCCAACCAGAUGAGUCUCAUAUUUGAGGCUAUGGACCUGUCUCAAGCUUCACCAGCGACAGUGAGCAGGUGUGGGAUGAUCUACAUGGAGCCUUCCCAGCUGGGCUGGCAGCCCCUGGUGACCUCCUGGAUGAACACCCUCCCAGAGCCCCUGCAGGCCCACGACCACAGCUCCCUUCUGCUGGAGCUCUUUCACUGGCUGGUGCCCCCCUCCCUCCGAAUUCUACGCAAACACUGCAGGGAAGUGGUUUCCACUAGUAACAGUAACGUAGUGGUAUCCCUGACUCGUCUAUUUGAGAUGUUGCUGACAGAACCUGUGAAAGACGAUGCCGGGAACAAAAACAUACGUACCUGGAUCAUGGCGACAUUUGGCUUCUCCCUGGUGUGGUCUGUGGGGGGCAGCUGUGAUGCAGACAGCAGGGAGAGGUUUGAUGAUUUCCUCAGGGAGAUCCUUUUGGGAAAGUCACAGCAACACCCCAUACCUGCAUCUGUCUCCAAAUGGGAAUGUCCUUUUGAGGAGAAGGGUCUGGUCUAUGAUUACUCCUAUGAGUUCAAAGGAAAAGGCAGAUGGAUCCACUGGAAUGAGUCAAUCAAGAACAUCAAUCUGGGGGAUAAGUACACCAAAGUCCAGGACAUCAUUGUUCCUACCAUAGAUACGGUCCGCUACACCUACCUCAUGGACUGCUGCAUAAACUAUGGAGUGCCUCUGCUGUUUGUGGGUCCUACCGGCACCGGGAAGUCUGUCUAUGUGAAGGAGAAGCUGAUGAACAACUUGGACAAGGACCGCUAUCUGCCCUUCUUUAUCAACUUCUCAGCUCGUACCAGUGGAAACCAGAGCCAGAACAUCAUCAUGUCCAGGCUGGAUAAGAGGAGGAAGGGGGUGUAUGGCCCGCCCAUGGGAAAGAAGUGUGUCAUCUUUGUGGAUGACAUGAACAUGCCGGCGCUGGAGCAGUUUGGGGCUCAGCCUCCAGUGGAGCUCCUUCGCCAGUACUUUGACCAUGGCAACUGGUAUGACUUGAAGGACACCACCAAGAUCACUCUGGUGGACCUGCAGCUCAUCUCUGCCAUGGGGCCCCCUGGUGGUGGAAGGAAUGCUGUUACCCCUCGCUUCCUGCGUCACUUCAACAUCUGCAGCAUUAAUGCCUUCAGUGACGAUACCAUGGUGUGCAUCUUCUCCAACGUGGUGGCAUUUUACCUGAGGAACAAUGAGUUCCCUCCAGACUACUUCACUGUGGGUAACCAGAUAGUUGCUGCCACCAUGGAGGUGUACAAGAAGGCCAUGCAGAACCUGCUGCCCACACCAGCCAAGUCCCACUACACCUUCAACCUGCGGGACUUCUCCCGUGUGGUGCAGGGCUGCCUACUGCUCAAGAAGGAGUCUCUGGAGAACAAGCGCACCAUGAUCCGCCUCUUCGUACACGAGGUGUUCCGGGUCUUCUACGACCGUCUGGUGGAUAACAAGGACCGUGCUUGGCUCUACAAGCUCAUGAACGACAUUGUCAGAGAGCACUUCAAAGAGAACUUUGAGCUGGUUUUCGAACACCUGAAGCAGGACAAAAAGACGCUGUGCGAAGAAAACAUGUGCAACCUCCUGUUCGGGGACUACAUGAACCCUGACCUAGAGGAUGACGAACGGCUUUAUGCAGAGGUGCCCUCCAUGGAGAUCUUUGGCCAGGUGGUGGAGCUCUGUCUGGACGAGUACAACCAGACGCACAAGAACCGCAUGAACCUCGUCAUCUUCCGCUACGUCCUGGAGCACCUGUCGCGCAUCAGCCGUGUGUUGAAGCAGCCGGGGGGCAACGCCCUGCUGGUGGGGGUGGGGGGCAGCGGGCGUCAGUCCAUCACCCGUCUGGCCACCUCCAUGGCCAAGAUGACCCUGUUCCAGCCCGAGAUCUCCAAGAGCUACGGCAUGAAUGAAUGGAGGGACGACCUCAAGCUGCUCUUUAAGAAUGCAGGGGUAAAAGGCCAGAAGACAGUGUUUCUGCUCACCGAUGCUCAGAUUAAAGAGGAAGCCUUCCUGGAGGAUGUGGACAGUGUCCUGAACACAGGAGAAGUGCCCAACCUCUUUGCUGUGGAUGAGAAACAGGAAAUCAUAGAGGCAGUGCGGCCCAUCGCCCAGGCUGGUAAUAAGAGUGUGGAGUUCAGCCCUCUGGCUCUGUUUUCCUUCUUUGUGACGCGCUGCCGGGCAAACCUACACAUCGUGGUGGCUUUCAGCCCCAUAGGAGACGCAUUCCGUAACCGGUUACGUCAGUUUCCUUCACUUAUCAACUGCUGCACCAUCAACUGGUUCCAGCCUUGGCCAGAGGAGGCGCUGGAGCGCGUGGCCAACCAGUUCCUGGAGAGCCUGGAGAUGAGUGAACGCGAGAGGCAGGAGGUUAUGCCCAUCUGCAAGACCUUUCACACCUCCGCCAUCGAGCUUUCACACAAGUUCCUGUCUGAGCUGGGUCGGCAUAACUAUGUCACCCCCACCUCCUACCUGGAAUUGAUUGCUGCCUUUCGUCAGCUCCUCACCAAGAAACGAGACACGGUCAUGAUGGCCAAGAGGAGGUACACCAACGGUCUUGACAAGCUGGCCUUCGCUGAGUCUCAGGUGGGUGCGAUGAAGAAAGAGCUUGUGGAUCUGCAGCCCAAGCUGGAGCAGGCCAAGAUUGACAACACCAAGAUGAUGAAGGUGAUAGAGGUGGAGUCGGUCCAGGUGGAGGCCAAGAGUAAGGUGGUGCGUGUGGAUGAGGAGGCUGCCACUCUGAAAGCUAACGAGUCCCAGGCGCUGAAGGACGAGUGUGAGAGUGACCUGGCAGAGGCCAUCCCAGCCCUGGAGAUGGCCCUCUCUGCCCUCAACACCCUGAAGCCCUCUGACGUCACCAUUGUGAAGUCAAUGAAGAACCCUCCAUCUGGUGUGAAGCUGGUGAUGGCUGCUGUGUGUGUGAUGAAGGAUUUAAAACCAGACAAGAUUGCUGAUCCUGCAGGAACCGGGCAGAAGAUUCUUGACUACUGGGGUCCAAGCAAGAAACUUCUUGGAGACAUGAAUUUCCUCAGAGACCUGAAAGAAUAUGACAAAGACAACAUUCCUGUGCCAGUGAUGCUUAAGAUCCGAAGUGAGUACAUGACCAACCCGGACUUUGACCCCACCAAGGUGGCCAAGGCCUCCUCUGCAGCCGAAGGCUUGUGCAAGUGGAUCACUGCCAUGGAGGUGUACGACAGAAUAGCCAAGGUAGUUGCCCCUAAGAAGGCCAACCUGGCAGAAGCCCAGCAGUCCCUGGCCACCACCAUGGCCCUGCUCAAUGAGAAGAGAGCUGAGCUGAAGGAGGUGGAGGACCGCUUGGCCUCCCUGCAGAAGACCUUUGAGGAUAAGACAGAGGAAAAGGCCCAGCUGGAGUUCCAGGUGGAUCUCUGUGCCCGCAAGCUGGAGAGGGCUGAGAAACUCAUUGGAGGUCUGGGAGGAGAAAAGACCAGGUGGUCUAAGGCAGCUGAUGACUUACAGAACACCUAUGACAACUUGACUGGAGACGUGCUCAUCUCAGCUGGGGUUAUUGCCUACCUGGGAGCCUUCACUGCAGGUUUCAGACAAAACUGUGCAAAGAAAUGGACACAACUCUGCAAGACAAAGAAUAUUCCAUCAUCUGAUGACUUCUCCUUGAGUAAGACCCUUGGAGACCCCAUCAAGAUCCGGGCUUGGAAUAUUGCUGGUUUGCCCACCGACAGCUUCUCCAUCGACAAUGGAGUGAUUGUCAGCAACUCACGCCGAUGGCCCCUCAUGAUUGACCCCCAGGGUCAGGCCAACAAAUGGGUGAAGAACUCAGAGAAGGACAACAACCUGAGUGUGAUCAAGCUGACAGACGGGGACUACAUGAGAACCCUGGAGAACUGCAUCCAGUUUGGAUCCCCUCUGCUGCUCGAGAACGUUGCAGAGGAUCUGGACCCUUCUCUGGAACCCCUGCUGCUCAAACAGAUCUUCAAACAAGGGGGUGUGGAAUGUAUUCGACUGGGGGAGAGUGUGAUUGAGUAUUCCCGAGACUUCCGAUUCUACAUCACCACUAAGCUGAGGAACCCCCACUACCUGCCGGAGCUGGCCACCAAAGUCUCCCUCCUCAACUUCAUGAUCACCCCGGAAGGGUUAGAGGACCAGCUACUUGGCAUCGUGGUCGCUAAGGAGAGGCCCGAACUGGAAGAGGAGAGGAACGCCCUCAUUCUGCAGUCUGCAGCCAACAAGAAACAGCUGAAAGAGAUAGAGGAUAAGAUCCUAGAGACGCUGUCAUCGUCGGAGGGAAACAUCCUAGAGGACGAAAGUGCCAUUCAGGUCUUGGACUCAGCCAAGAUCAUGUCCAACGAGAUCUCCAAGAAACAGCAGAUAGCAGAGAAGACAGAGAUCAAGAUAGCAGAGUCAAGGGAGGGCUACAGAGCCAUCGCCAAGCACUCAUCCAUUCUGUUCUUUAGUAUUGCUGACUUGGCCAACAUUGACCCCAUGUACCAGUAUUCUCUUGGCUGGUUUGUUAACCUCUACAUGAACUCCAUCCAGGACAGUAACAAGUCCAAGAUCCUGGAGAAGAGGCUGCGAUACCUGAUUGACCACUUCACCUACAACCUGUACUGUAACGUGUGUCGCUCCCUGUUUGAGAAGGACAAACUCCUCUUCUCCUUCAUCCUCUGCUCCAACCUUCUUCUAGCGAAGAAGGAGAUAAAGUACUCUGACUUCAUGUUCUUCCUGACUGGAGGAGUGGGCCUGCAGAACAACACACCCAACCCUGACCCCUCCUGGCUACAGGACAAGAGCUGGGAUGAGAUCUGCAGGGCCAGCGACCUGCCCAACCUCCAGGGACUCAAGGAGAGUUUCACGAAGAACCCAGAGAUGUUCCUGACCAUCUAUGACAGUAAGGAGCCCUACAACACCCAGCUGCCCAAACCUUGGUGUGAAACCCUCAAUGACCUGCAGAAGAUGAUCAUAUACCGUGGCCUCAGGCCCGACAAGAUUGUACCAGCCAUCAACAACUAUGUGACUGACAAGCUGGGGAGGAAGUUUGUGGAGCCCCCUCCCUUUGACCUGAGUAAGAGCUACCUGGACUCUAACUCUACAAUCCCACUGGUGUUCAUACUGUCUCCAGGAGCUGACCCCAUGGCCAGCUUACUAAAGUUUGCCAAUGACAAAAACAUGGGCGGCUCAAAGUUCCAGGCCAUCUCUCUGGGUCAGGGCCAGGGUCCCAUCGCUGCUAAAAUGAUCCGUACGGCCAUGAAGGAGGGCACAUGGGUGUGCCUGCAGAACUGUCACCUGGCUGUCUCCUGGAUGUCCACCCUGGAGAAGAUCUGUGAGGACUUCAGCCCCGAAACCUGUCACCCAGAGUUCCGCCUGUGGCUCACCAGCUAUCCCUCCCCCAAGUUCCCAGUGAUCAUCCUGCAGAACGGUGUGAAGAUGACCAACGAGCCUCCCACCGGCCUGAGACUGAACCUGCUGCAGUCCUACCUGACAGACCCAGUCUCUGACCCUGCCUUCUUCAGCAACUGUUCUGAAAAAGAGCUGGUGUGGGAGAAGCUCUUGUAUGGAGUGUGCUUCUUUCAUGCUCUGGUUCAAGAGAGGAAGAAGUUUGGGCCCCUUGGCUGGAACAUUCCAUAUGGCUUCAAUGAGUCAGAUCUGCGCAUCAGCAUCAAACAGCUGCAGCUGUUUGUGAACGAGUAUGAUAGUGUGCCGUUUGAGGCCAUCACUUACCUGACUGGGGAAUGUAACUACGGGGGCCGGGUGACUGAUGACUGGGACAGAAGACUGCUCAUGACCACCCUGGCUGACUUCUACAACAAAGACAUCAUAGAAAAUCCUCGCUACACCUUCUCCCCCAGCGGCAAAUAUUAUGCCCCUCCCAAGUCCAUAUAUGAGGACUAUAUAGACUUCAUCAAGAACCUUCCUCUCACCCAGCACCCAGAGGUGUUUGGGAUGCAUGAGAACGUGGACAUCUCAAAGGACUUGCAGCAGACCAAGUUGCUGUUUGACUCCCUGCUACUCACUCAGGGAGGGGGCUCCAAGGGAGGGGCCAGCUCAGGAAAUGACAACACACUGUUCGAGAUUGCUAACGACGUCCUCACUAAGCUUCCAGCUAACUUUGACAUUGAGGCAGCCUUAAUGAAGUUCCCCGUGAUGUAUGAGGAGAGCAUGAACACUGUGUUGGUGCAGGAGAUGGAACGCUACAACACGUUAUGUGUCACCAUUCGUGUAAGCCUGCAGAACCUGCAGAAGGCCAUCAAGGGUCUGGUGGUGAUGGAUGCUGAGCUGGAGGCCUUGUCUGGCAGUCUGAUGGUGGGCAAGUUGCCAGAGAAGUGGGCCAAGCGCUCCUACCCCAGCCUCAAGCCCCUGGGUAGCUACAUAACAGACUUUCUUACCAGGCUCAAAUUCCUGCAGGACUGGUACGAAACCAACAAGCCAAAUGUGUUCUGGCUGUCCGGCUUCUUCUUCAUCCAGGCCUUCCUCACGGGGGCCAUGCAGAACUAUGCCAGGAAGUACUCCAUUCCCAUCGACCUGCUGGUCUUUAGCUACGAGGUUCUACCCAUCGAAACGUCCGACACAAGCCCUGAGGAUGGUGUCUACAUCCACGGCCUGUUCCUGGACGGAGCUCGCUGGGACCGACUAAAUGGAGUCCUCACUGAACAACACCCCAAAGUCCUGUUUGACUCUGUCCCCAUCAUCUGGAUCAAACCCACUCAGAAGGAUGGGACAGAGCAGUCCCAGAGCCUGUAUGUGUGCCCACUGUAUAAGACCAGUGAGAGGAAGGGCACCCUCUCCACCACAGGGCACUCCACCAACUUCGUCAUCAGCAUGAUGCUGCCCACCAACAAACGCCCGCAGCACUGGAUCAAGAGAGGAGUGGCCAUGCUGUGUCAGCUGGAUGACUGAAACAGAAAGUCACACUAUUUCAUACAAGCACUUUAUGCCGUCCCACUUGGGAUUCAUGUCUUUUGGUGGAAUCUUUAUUCACAAAUGAACCCUAUUAAAGACAUUUUCAACCACCUCAAGCUGUGGCUUUGAUGUUAAGAGUAUCGUGUGUCAUAUGACGUCUGUGUGACA
Hypomesus transpacificus is the source of this 12155-nucleotide messenger RNA. RefSeq names its product dynein, axonemal, heavy chain 12 (gene dnah12). The transcript has 75 exons. Gene Ontology annotation, biological process: microtubule-based movement. Gene Ontology annotation, cellular component: dynein complex. The record is from RefSeq and is a predicted model, not a curated record. Gene Ontology annotation, molecular function: dynein intermediate chain binding; minus-end-directed microtubule motor activity; ATP binding. Lineage: Eukaryota; Metazoa; Chordata; Actinopteri; Osmeriformes; Osmeridae. The coding region runs from base 66 to 11984 and encodes 3972 amino acids.